AUGGCUGGCCGAGGCCGGCCAGGAAUACCUGCCGCACAAGGUGGCAGUCGACCGACUAGGCCGGCCGACCGCGGUGCAGCCGGUACAGAGGAAACCGAAAGUGGAAAAUCCCGUAGAGAGCGCCGGAAAGAAGCUCGUCAGGCCAAGAACAAGCAAAAGUUUGAUUCUUGGGUCCAACAUCAUUCGAAGAAAGCCUCACUCAAUCUGAAACUGAAGUCCUCAACUGAAACAGUUCAGGAUAAUGCAAGCAAGAACGGUGCCAGUAAAGUGAAGACCAUGAGAAGUAAUGGUUCCACCCAACAACCUCAUAGCUUUGAAAAAUCGAGAACUAAUAGGGGCCAAAAACGAAAAUUUGGUUCAGAGGGAACACCAAAGACCAAUUUCUUCAAGUUGCUUGAAAUGGAGAUGGGGGGGAAAGUGCCAUCAGCGGAGGAGGAUCUGAGGCUCGAGAAGAGACUUGCAAAGAAACUCAAGUUGAAGAAAGGGAAGCUCAGUGCAGCCGAUGAUCUUAGUGUUUUGGUUGAAGGAACUCCCUCUACUCUCGACAAUCUUGUAUCCAAGAAUAGUAUGAAGAUCAAUUCGGUAAAUGAGGAUAUAGAGGAAGAAAUUUCGGACGAUGGAGAUGGUGAAGAGUUUGGUUCGUUAUUUAAUAGUAGUGGUGAUGAUGGUGAUUAUGAUGAUGAUGAUGAUGAUGAUGAUGAUGAUGAUGAUGGUGAAGAAGAUGGGGAUGGUGAAAGGGAUGAAGAAUCUGAUUCUCUAGCUGGUACUGAGGAUGAUGAUGAUAUUGUGGAUAGAAUCUCACCAAAAAAAUCAAACAAGGGAAAAAGAAAGAAAACAAAGUUUGAAGAGUAUCUUGGAAAUGAUGUUCAGAGUGGUCAAGGUUUGGGUGAAGCUGAUUUGGUGCUUGAAAGAAAACUCGCGAAGAAACUAAAAGUUAAGGGAGGGAAGGUGAUGGGAGAGGACGAUGACCUCAACAUGUUGUUGGAAGGAAUUCCUUCGCAAGAGGACAAUAUGGAUGAGAAAGGUGGGAAAAGAGUGAACGGAGCUUUGGGAACUUUUGAUGAGUCGGGUAAGGGGAAAUAUGUGGCCCCUCAUCUUAGAUCACGUGGUGGGAAUGAAUCUGAAGAACAUGCUCAGUUACGUAAACGUGUGAGAGGACUUUUAAAUAGGCUCUCUGAAACCAAUGUGGAGUCCAUCACAGGACAAAUUUCUAGUCUGUAUAAUUCAGUUGGCCGCAGCUUGGGUUCUCAAAUUGUAAGUGAAGAAGUUGUUGCAUCAUGUUCCGGGGGUCCUCGUGGAAACGAACAGUAUGCUGCCAUUUUUGCGGCAUUUGUUUCUGGAGUGACCUGUUCUGUUGGAAUGGAGUUUGGUGCCAAACUUCUUGCACAUGUCGCAAAAUGCUUUGAGGAGGAGUAUUUGAAAGAAGAUAAUCUAUCCUUGCGGAAUUUGACACUUCUAUUUUCAUACUUGUAUGUUUUUGGACUUUGCUCAAGUGAGUUGAUAUAUGAUUUCCUGAUAAUGCUUGGAAAGAGGUUAACAGAGGUUGAUGUUUCUACAGUACUGACUGUUUUGCAAUGCUGUGGGAUGAAGUUACGUGGGGAUGAUCCUGUUGGGAUGAAAAAAUUCAUUACAAGUGUUCAGAGUAGGGUUAAUGAAUUGAAGUCCUCUUCUGAAAACGAGCAGUCACAGUUAAUCAGCAAAAGAAUGGAGUUCAUGCUUGAAACAAUAUGUGAUAUUAAGAACAACAAAAAGAAAACAAAGGAAGACACUGUGCAGCACACACGGAUAAAGAAAUGGCUACAGAAGUUAAGAGUAGAUGAGAUGCUACUCCGAGGGUUGACAUGGAGCAAACUUCUCGAUCCAAGUAAGAAAGGUCAGUGGUGGUCGUCUGGAGAUAAUUCCUUGACUGCUGAGAAUGUUGAAGAAGUUGCUGGCACAAUUGAUAAGGAGAUUCCCGAGACUAAGAAAAUGUUACAGCUUGCGGCAUCUCAAAGAAUGAAUACGGAUGCAAGAAGGGCAAUUUUUUGUGUAAUCAUGAGUGGAGAGGACUAUAUCGAUGCUUUUGAGAAACUUCUUAGGCUAGACUUGCCAGGAAAGCAGGAUCGAGAGAUCAUGCGAGUACUUGUGGAGUGCUGCCUGCAAGAAAAAGUGUUUAACAAGUAUUAUUGUGUACUUGCUUCUAAAUUAUGCAGCCAUGACAAAAACCACAAGUUUACUUUGCAGUACUGCUUGUGGGAUCAUUUCAAGGAAUUGGAGUCGAUGUCUUUGAUGAGAUCAAUGCACUUGUCGAAAUUCACAGCAGAAAUGAUUGCAUCUUUUAGUCUCUCAUUAGCAGUUUUAAAAGCGGUCGAUUUGAAUGACCCAAUGCAUCUAACUUCUAAGAGGAUCAUGCAUUUCCGGAUGCUGUUUGAGGCCAUAUUCGAGUUUCCGGAUAAAAUCGUGUGGAACAUUUUCACCCGAAUUGCUGUGACACCCGAGUACGAACACCUCAGGAGUGGUCUCGAAUUUUUCAUCCGCAAUUAUGUAGUGAAUGGUGAAAAGUCACUGGCAAGUAAGUUCAAGACUGCCAAAAAGGCCCUUAACAAUAUUGAAGGAACUGGAUCAGGUGGGACCCGAAUGACAGCUGGCGCCACUUCCAAGUACGACAUUGUCCAGACAUCCUCCUCCCCCUCCGGCGUGUCAGAAAAGACAUUAUUCUCAAAAGUUCAUGCUCUUUUGAUGUUGAAUUUGAAAUUUAAUUUUUUGAGGUGGCCAUGGUGGGGUUUAGGGUUUCGUUGGCUUGGGGAUGUUCAUCAAUGGCGGCACUUGUUUACGUCUAUGGUCGCGGAUGGACUUGAGAACAACAUCAGCAUCCGGUAUGUCCCUGGUGCUGGGGCGAAGAGGUUUGACAGAGGGGCUUUUCGUUUGCUUUUGGUGGUGAUUAACAGUCUUACCCUGUUGGGUGAUGGGGGAGUUGCUGAAGAUGGUCUCCCGAUGUGGUUCUGGAGUGGUUCCUUUCAGUGGCGAAACCAGGAUCCCAGCACGGGGAGGGCCCAGAUUCAUCUUCUUCCGGGCCUCCGGCGGCAUCGGAAGGGCGCUCAAAGGGCGCCCUUCCAUUUCCAGCCCUUCGAUUGCCUCAACCUCUCACCAAAACCCCCAAAUUUUUUUUUUGGGGAGGGCCGGCGCCACUCCGGCCCUCAAUGUGGUUUCGCCACUGGUUCCUUUGGAAGGGGAUCUGACUCGUUUGGACCAGAUCUAGUUAGGCGUAGUUUGCAAUUUCUAGAUCUUUGUUGGAGUUGUAGGUUUGUCUUUCAUGGGGCCGACUCGUUUGGUGGUUGUUGGAGUUAUGCUGGCGAUAGGGGAGGACUUUAUUCUAGUCUAUAG
This is a messenger RNA of Striga asiatica, 3363 nucleotides long. The record is from the annotation of a GenBank genome assembly. NCBI's taxonomy places the organism in Eukaryota, Viridiplantae, Streptophyta, Magnoliopsida, Lamiales, Orobanchaceae.